AUGAAUUCUAUCUUAUUACCUUACUUUCCUGCCCUUCAACUACCUUUCCCCCACUUCUCUCACCGUCAUCAAUUACAGCCUCUAUGCAUUUCCAACACCAGGGGCAAUCGUUAUGCUUGCCAAAACUCUUCUUUUCCCCAUUCAUUUCAACCCAAUUCGAAAUUUUCCUUUCACAGUCAUCAACCAUUAAUUGCUGCUGCAGUCCCCUCAGAUGAGGGACCUGUAUCUGUAAUCAACUUUGAAGAUUUGAUGGAAAAGGAUUGGUCAUUUCUUGAUGCAGAGGAGUCAAAUUCUAAAGAACAUGACCAAAACAUUGGCCGGAUUAUUUCUGCAGGAGAGAUUGAGGAUACUUCAAGGGUUUUAGUUUCCAUUGGUUCAGAAGGAUUUGUGGAUAGGUUGGUUGAUACAUCGCCCUGCGGUCUUUUGCUUAUUGUCCAUGACUCACUUUUUCUGUUAGUUUGUGUUAAAGAAAAGUACGACAAGGUUAAAUGUUGGCAAGGCGAGCUUAUUCAUGUUCCAGAAAAGUGGGCACCUUUGGAUGUUGUGUUCCUUUACUUUCUGCCAGCUUUACCCUUUGAACUGGAUGAGGUUUUCGGGACACUUGCUAAACGUUGCUCACCAGGUGCAAGAUUGGUUAUUAGCCAUCCCCAGGGAAGGGAAGUUUUGGAGCAGCAAAGGAAACAAUAUCAAGACGUGGUAACUUCAGACUUGCCUGAUAAAAUGGCCUUGCAGAAAACUGCAGCUGACCAUUCUUUUGAAAUGGUUGAAUAUGUGGACGAUCCAGGAUUUUAUCUUGCUGUUUUACGAUUUUCUGAUGCAAGAAACUGA
Molecule: messenger RNA, 828 nt
Organism: Dovyalis caffra
Lineage: Eukaryota; Viridiplantae; Streptophyta; Magnoliopsida; Malpighiales; Salicaceae
Source: the annotation of a GenBank genome assembly